AUGGAGGGGCUUUCGCCAAAGGCUUUGCAGGCACAACAGGCCAAUGACCUUUACCGCCUGCUGGAGAAUGUGUUUGAGGAGAUGAAGGUUGACUGGGCCUCCGUUCGUGAAGACGAGGUGUGUAUGAACUUCAGACUUUGCCUGCACCUCCUUUCGAAGUACGGUCUCAACAUUCCCUACCCGAAGACCUUUGAGGCCGUCUUGGGCUGCUGA
Messenger RNA from Symbiodinium sp. CCMP2592, 213 nucleotides. NCBI's taxonomy places the organism in Eukaryota, Dinophyceae, Suessiales, Symbiodiniaceae. The record is from the annotation of a GenBank genome assembly.